AUGGCGGGCGGGUUCACGGGUCUAUUAGAAAAAUCUAUUAGCGCCUCGAUAACAGAAAUUUAUGCGGGCAGGUUUUCUGCCGCAGGGCUCUUGGCGGUCAGUGGAUACGCUAGUCUGUAUUGGGCCAAGCGCAUUAUCGACGUGACCGACCUCACAACUCGGAAGUGCUCGACCAACGGUGAAGCCCUGGGAACAAUUGCCGCAGUCGACAUCUCGGAUUCGCAAUCGCCUCGCCUCUACCAACCGCCUUGCUUUGCGCACCCUGAUCCACCUCCAAUGGCGCCCACUCCAGAGUCAGUCGCGUUCCUGGCCAAGAAGCCAACGGUCCCAGCGAGCUUCGACGGUGUCGACUAUGAUGACACGCAGCGAUUGAAGCAAGCACAGGACGCAAUUCUGCGCGAGCAGUGGGUUAGGAGUAUGAUGGCACGUCUCGUCAGAGAGGAGAUGGGCAAGUGCUACUACCGCGAGGGAGUCAACCACCUCGAGAAGUGCGGAGCGUUAAGAGAGAGAUAUUUCGAGCUGCUCAAAGAGUCCAAGGUCCGCGGUUACUUGUUCCAGCAGCAAAACUACAUCCCCGAGAAAUAA
Molecule: messenger RNA, 585 nt
Organism: Pseudogymnoascus destructans
Lineage: Eukaryota; Fungi; Ascomycota; Leotiomycetes; Thelebolales; Thelebolaceae
Exons: 3
Coding region: 1-585 (194 amino acids)
Source: RefSeq, a predicted model, not a curated record